AUGCCACCCACCCCAACCACACCCAACACAAUGAUCCAACUCGAAGGCCCAGAAAACGGCAUCCUUUGGAUAAAACUCAACAGACCCGAAUCCGGAAACUCCCUGCACCCAACGCUCGUCCACGAACUGCUUCACGCCCUCCUCACCGCAGACCGCGACCCCGCCGUGCGCAUCAUAAUCCUCACAGGAACCGGCCGCUUCUUCUGCACGGGGAUGGACCUCCUCAGCUCCGACGAGCUCUCCUUUGCACCCGGCGACGACUUCCACCGGCUAAACAGAAUCCUCAUCACGACCGAGAAGAUCCUCAUUGCUGCCGUCAACGGGCCGGCCAGUGGAUUCGGCGCGACGUGUCUAGCGCUGUGUGAUCUUGUCUUUGCGGUCCCCGACGCGUAUUUCUUUACGCCGUUUGUCAAGUGGGGGAUGGUUCCUGAGGCGGCGUCUAGUGUGAGCUUUCUACGGCUUAUGGGGCAUCAGCGGGCGGCGUUGCUGUGUCUUACAGGGGAGAGGAUUGGGGCUGAGGAGGCGAGGGAUCUCGGGCUUGUUAGUAGGGUUCUACCGGCUGAGGGGUUCUUGGGCAAGGUUAAGGAGGUCGCGGAGGGGCUUGCGAGGGCACUCGAGGGGUCGCUUUUGCAGACGAAGCGGUUGCUCAAGGAGACGACUACGAAGGAUUUAUUGGAUGCGAAUGAUCGGGAGUGCAGGGUGAUUGUUGAGGAGAGGAUUCCCAGUGGUGAUUUGCACAAGGGGAGAGAGGCAUUUCUGGCUGAGCAGCGGGAGAAGGAAAGGAGAAAAAGCGCUUUGUAA
Aspergillus calidoustus is the source of this 801-nucleotide messenger RNA. The record is from the annotation of a GenBank genome assembly. Lineage: Eukaryota; Fungi; Ascomycota; Eurotiomycetes; Eurotiales; Aspergillaceae.